This is a messenger RNA of Aspergillus glaucus CBS 516.65, 342 nucleotides long. RefSeq lists its product as uncharacterized. The record is from RefSeq and is a predicted model, not a curated record. The transcript has 2 exons. Lineage: Eukaryota; Fungi; Ascomycota; Eurotiomycetes; Eurotiales; Aspergillaceae. The coding region runs from base 1 to 342 and encodes 113 amino acids.
AUGAAGUUCUCUACUACUUUUCUCUACACCUUCCUCGCCGUUACCACCCUGGGUGCCGCGAAUCCCACUGGCAGCAACGAAAUUGCCGCUGAGAAUGUCACCCCCGUGAGUGACGCGGUCCCAAAUCUAUUAGAGAAGCGCAAGGGCUGCAGCGGUGACAGGAAGGAUACCGACGUGUGUGGCGGAAAAAAACUCGCGACGCAGAACUCCUUCCACAACUGCUCGGGCAAGACGAAGGGCAAAUGCUGCGCCAAGAACAGCGAUGGCUCGGGAGGCAUCGACGUGAACAAGGGUGGUGGUGAGAAGUGUGGCUACUGCUUCAGUGGUACUUGCUCUGGUUAA